Molecule: messenger RNA, 7404 nt
Organism: Euleptes europaea (tarantolino)
Lineage: Eukaryota; Metazoa; Chordata; Lepidosauria; Squamata; Sphaerodactylidae
Product: centromere-associated protein E-like
Exons: 40
Molecular function (GO): protein binding
Source: RefSeq, a predicted model, not a curated record
AUGAAGAAAUUAGUUGGGUUCGUGAGGAGGAAGGAGCAGCCCUCGCGGUCCCGCUCGGAGGCCUCCUCGCUCGAUGGCGGCGUGGGCUGCGGGUACGACCUGCGGCGCAAGGGCCUCAGCAAGCUGCACCGGGCGGCGGCCUGCGGGGACAUGAGGACGCUGAGUGCGCAAGCGAAGAAGCACGACCUGAAUCAGCUGGACAAAGCCAACAGAACACCUUUGCAUCUCGCCUGCGCCUAUGGAAAUACAAAUGCUGUUAUUUUCUUGGUAGACAGGAAAUGUAAAUUAAAUCUCUGUGAUAAUGAUCGCAGAUCUCCACUGAUAAAGGCUGUACAAUGUCAGGAGGUGUUUUGUGUCGGUUAUUUGCUGCAGCAUGAUGCAGACCCCAAUGUAGUGGAUUUAGACAGUAACACUGCCCUUCAUUUUGCUGCCUCUAAUUAUAGCAUAGCUAUAGCAGAAAAGCUGCUUGAAUAUAACGCAAACAUUGAUGCACUGAACAAGGAUGGGAAUACUCCUCUUAUGCUUGCGGUAGCAGUAAGUAAACAAGAAAUGGCAGAAUUUCUCCUUAAAAAAGGAGCAUCGGUACACAUUAAGGACAACUCAGGAAGAACACCGCUGAUGACUGCUGCUGCUAAUGGAGAUGAUGCUUUAUUAAGUCUGCUCAUUCAGUAUGGCGCUGAUGUUUCUGAUAAAAAUAUACAUGGAUUGAAAGCAGAAGAUUAUGCUCAAAUGGGUGGUUAUCCUGAAUUAACUAAAAAACUCAUUAGAAUUGGCAGUGAGAAAGGUGCAAAGAAAUCCUCUUCUGAGAGUAGAAGCCAGUCUAUAUUUAGCAGUCCAGAUGGAGAUGCUGGUUUGACAUUGGGCGCACCUGCAACAAAUAAAGAAGGUACACUUUUAUGUGUUGUAGAAGAUUUAGCUGGAGAUUCAUUAAGCACAUCAAGUAGCAAAUCCUGGCGUUCUGACGAUGAACCUUUUUCAAGCCCCAAGCUUCCACAGAAAUAUUGGCUGCCUGGGCUAGCAGAAGCUAUGGAGCACUUUAAGAAAAAUCAUAAUGAAAUUGAAACUGAAAAUAAUGAGUUGGCAAAAGAUAUAGCAGGAGUUCCAAAUCCCAACAAACAAGAGCUGAAAGAUCCACAUGAUUCUCAUGCAAGCAGUGAGGAAGAAGAUGGAGAAUAUGUUGAUGAGGAGGAUGAGGAAGAAGAAUUUGAGGAAGAAGGAUUUGAAGAGGAAGAUGAAGAUGAGGCAAGUGAGGGGGAAGACGAAAUUGAGGAUGACUGCUGUCAAGAAAAGGAGGAUGAAAACAUAGAAGAAAGUCAGGGUAAACUAGAAAAUGAAGAAAGUUGCUUUGAAAAAUCAAGAGAGAAAGAACUGUCAGAAACCUCUGCUGAUAAUGAACAUGUUGGGGAACAAAAUUGUGGUAAUACAAAUGUUCCUUGUAGUAGCAGUGAAAUGUGCAAAGUGCCCAGUGGAGAAAUGCAGGAGUUGGCUGAUGUUCCUGUGUCUUCUAUAGCUGGGUGUUAUGAAUGUUCAGAUGAAAAUAUGCCUGUUAAGAAGGUGAAUAAUGGACUUCGAAGUCAUUCACUUGAAAAAGAAAACAGUUGUAAACUUGAAGGAAAAAAUAUGAAUAACCAUGAGUAUGAAGAAGAAAACACCGAAUUUCAGAAUCCUAAUGAAUUUCAAGGCACUGAAGAAAAUGAGGAAACACUGGAUGUGAGCCACCAAAGCUUUCACAAAGAUGACAUUUGUUCAUCAGAGUCUUUUGAAGUACCAACUUUUGCAAAAUAUGCACUUCCAUCUCUUUUAAACAAAGGACAAAAUUCAAAUCUGGUUGAUAACUUUGAAAGUGAUGAUGAUCCUGAGUCAGAGGCAAAACUUGAAAAACACAAAGCUAGAAAACAGAACUCAAAAAAUACUAGCUUUGUGGAUUGUCAAAAUAUCACAGAAAAACUAUGCGGUCAUUUUCAAGAAGUACAACAAGUAGUCUAUGAACCAUUGGUAGAUAAAUGGGAACAGAGUAGGGAAGAAAAUCCAAAAGAAGACUUUCAGUCUAAUACAGGAGCAGAGGGAACAGAGGAGCUAGACAAGGAAAAAAGGGGGCAGUGUAAUGAACAAAAAGACAUCAAAGAAAUUGAAAAUGAUGAGAACAAGGGAGCAGAGGGAACAGAGGUCCUAGACAAGGAUAAAAAGUUAAUGGAAGAACUUGGUUUAGAUGAGGCAGAUAUUAAUAAAGAUGAGUCUGACUGGGAUUCAACCAGUGUAUCCCAAGGUGAUCCUGUGUAUCCCGAUGUGCUGGGAGAUGAUGGCAAAAUUGAUGCUGCAACCAAAAAAUCAGAAGUUAUUCCCGUGGGAGUUGAAUUGUCUGAUGCUCAAACAAAAAAAAUAGGCAGCAAGGCCUAUGAUGCUGUGUAUUUUGAGCUGCAAUGGGGGCAGUGUAAUGAACAAAAAGGCAUCGAAGAAAUUGAAAAUGAUGAGAACAAGGGAGCAGAGGGAACAGAUGAGCUAGACAAGGAUAAAAAUGAGUCUGACUGGGAUUCAACCAGUGUAUCCCAAGGUGAUCCUGUGUAUCCCGAUGUGCUGGGAGAUGAUGGCAAAAUUGAUGCUGCAACCAAAAAAUCAGAAGUUAUUCCUGUUGGAGUUGAAUUGUCUGAUGCUCAAACAUUACGAAUAUCAUCAUCUGUUGCAUUUGCAGGGGGGCAGUGUAAUGAACAAAAAGACAUUAAAGAAAUUGAAAAUGAUGAGAACAAGGAUAAAAGUGUAGUAGAUGCAUUCAGCUGUAUAGAAAAGACAUCACUUGGAAAUCAGACCGUCAAGGCAGAGGUUCCAUUCGCUUGUGAGAAAAAGGAAACUGAAGCUGCAAUACAUAUUGAGGAAUCCAACAGUGAUUGCAAUCAGUUUGAUGCAGCUCUCUGGGAAGAAAGAUAUGAAAAAAUGUGGGUUGCAAAUGAAAAAAGAGAGGUCAAAACCUGCUUUAAGAGCAUUACAGCAGAACUAAAGCAGAAGUUUGGUGAGAUUGACAUAAAUGAACAAAAAAAUAAUACUUCUGUGGAAGAAACAUUGCAAGAUGGCUUCAGUGGUAUGUUGGAGGACAUAAAUGAAUCACCAUCACUACCUUUGUCUAAAGCUACCAUUGACAUACAAGAAAAGGGUAAUUCUGAAAAUUUAAACGCUGUCAUUGCAGAAAAUAACUUCAGCAUUGAAAACUUAACUUUAUAUCCUAUAAAUUGUAGUUCUCAGAAGCUUCUUCCUAAGCAGUGUGAAAAUGGUCAACAAAACGCUCAUCAAAACCAGAGAGCAGAGAAUGAGGUAUUGUCUGAAAUAGCAAGUGUAAGUGGAGAAGGAGGAGAUGAUGAACAUGUGCAGCUGGAAACAAAUGUGGGAAAUCCUACAUCAUAUAUCAAAAUGCCUGCCUACACAGACAGUGCAAAAAUGCUUUCUAAUGUAACAAAAAGUGCAGUUCAAAAAAGCCGACACAAAUUUAACAAUGGUGCUUCCAGAGACAUUGCAGUCAGCAACUAUAAAGAUGCUGAGACCAAAAUUGGAAAGAAUGUUAAAAGCUCUGAACAGUCCUGCUGCCUAAUAUCAGAAGAACUGGAUGAAGAACUUGAACGUGAUGUUGUGAGAUUUAAGAAUGAGGUAGGAAUGCUGCAGACAGCGUUCCUGGCUUUGGAGAAAGAAAAGGCCCAACUACAGAAAGAGGUUGAAGAUGAAAAACAAAGGAAGAAACAGGAGGAAUUAGAGGCUGCAGGAAAAGGUGCAGCUAUUGAAAAAAGCACAAAGGAUGUGAGAAAAAGGGAACGUAAACAACGGAUCUCAAAGCAACAGGCCACUCAGCAAUUCAGUGAACACCAAGAUGAUAGCAGUUUGAGUGAAACAUCUGUGGGGAAAGUGAGAACAUCAGCCAGAACUGUGAAUGGGAAGAAUAAGGUAAAAUACCAAAUGGGCAUUACCAAUACUCCUGAUGACUUAACUCAGUCUUCUACAGCUACAAAGGAUAGUGAUAUGCCUCCGUCAGUCUAUAAUGAGGCCCAAAUGUUGCUAGAACAACUUAGUUUGGAAAACGAAAAUUCUGUAAGCCUUCUGAAAAUUCAAAAUAUUGUUCAUGGAUAUGAGCACUUUAUUGAACAUGAAAAGGAACGUUAUGCUCAUCUGCAAGGAAAAGCAAAAAAAAUUGAGAAUGAGAAGAAGGAGCUGCAGAGAACACUGGAAGAAAUGAGAGAAGUUAAUGCUCCGCUGGAUCAUCAAAAAGCACAAUGGGAGAGCCAUAUCAGCAGUCUCAAAUUAUCUUUGAAACAAGCAGAAGAAAAGAAGAUGAGUGCUGAAACGCAAUAUGAGCAAAGUCAAGAACAGUUAAGGAAGAAAGAAGAGCAGUACCGUAAAGAGAUGGAGGAAAAACAGCAGCUAGAGUUAAUGCGGAGAAGUCUAGAAAUGGAGUUGAGAACUCUGAAAAACCAUUUGAAACAGGUUGAAGAACAUCAUAAUAAAACACAGCAACAGCUCGCUCAAGAAAAGAAUGCUAGAGCUCUGCAAGAGGGUAUUUUGAAUGCCCAUCUGAGAAGGCAAAAGGAAUUGGAAGAAGAAUCAAAAAGAGCAGUGGCUAAAAGCUCAGAGAUGACUGAUCAUCAUGACCAAGAAAAGGAUCUGUUAUACAAAAAUCAAAUUCUCCAAGAUGAACUUGCUGUAUUAAAAUUACAGCUUGACCAGAUAAAAACUCAGCAUCAAGAAGAAGUAGCCAGUUAUUUAGAAGAAAAUGAAGCUUUGAAAGAAAAAACUGAAGAACUGAAAAAGGAGUUGAAACUAAAUGAAGAGGCUUUGACUGAAACAGUUCUUCAGUAUAAUGGACAAAUAAAUAUAGCAAAAACAGAAUCUGCCAUUCUAACCUGUAAGUUAAACCACAUGAAAGAAGAUAAAGAACGCCUGGAGGUGGAGCUUGAUACAGUUCGUUCCCGUUUGAGUUUCAGCACUCAGGAACUAGAACGGACCAUUGCAUCAAAGAAUGAUCUUGAAAGAACACUGCAACAAGAGUGUGAUGAGUGGGCUCGUUUAAAAGACAAAUUGAAUCACGAUCUGUUUAAUCUACAAGAGACCAACAAUAGCAUGUCUCAGCUGUUAAGUAAAACUGAAAGCAAAGCUAGUAGUCUAGAAAAUGAACUUCACCAUGUAACACACACACUCAGAGAAAAGAACUUACUGAUUGAAAGUAUUCAAAGGGACCUAAGUCAAGCCCAGUGUCGAGGGAAGGAAUUGGAAAAUGCAUGGCAAAUGGAAAAGAAUCAAUUGAACAAACAUGUCGUAAAACAGGAAUCUGUGCAGGAACGAUUGGCGCAGCUACAGAGUGAAAAUCUUUUACUCAGACAGCAACUGGAAGAUUUUCAAAACCAGGGUAUUAUUAAAGAAAGAGUAGCGAGCAAUGUUCAAGACAGCUUUCAUGAGAGUUUUAAUAAACUCAGAGCUGAUGCUGAAAAGCAAGUACAAAUGAUAGAAGACAGAAAUAAGGAGUUAACCACAAAAUGUGAUAAUUUGAAGGAUCAAGUCUUUAAAUAUAAAACAGAAAAAGCAGAGAGAGAGGGUGCAUUAAGACAACUGCAGCAAGAGCUGGCAGAUUCUCUUAAAAAACAGGCCAUGGCAGAAGCUGCACUGGAAGUUACAACUGCUUAUCGUAAUCACCUAGAGGAGGAUAAACGGGAGCUUCAAAAGGAAAUAGACACAAUAAAAUCUAAGCUGCAAGAGACAGAAGAACAAUAUAUCCAUUCUCAGAGGUGUAUGGAGGAUCUAAGGAAUGCUUUACAUGCUAAGGAAAGUGAGGCAAGUGUGGUACCUCAGAACUUAGAAGACCUGCUGGUAGCAUCAUCAGGAGCAAAUACUGCUGUAAAACAUUUGGAAAAAUAUAUAGAAAGACUUGAAAUAGAAAAUUCCAGAUUGCAAGCUACAAACAAAGAACAAACUAGCAGAAUUGAGGGACUUCUGAAAGAUCUGCAGGAUAGUGCCUCUGUUCACAACCGUCUUGAGGAACUAAUAACUGUCAUGCAAACAACAAAAGUCAAUUCAGAGGAACAACUGAACCAUCAGCACUGGAGAAAAUCCUGACCAUUAGAGAAAUUCUAGGAUCCAACACGUAGGGUUUUUUAUUUUUUAUAUAACAAUGAUGCGAUAUGUAAAUUUUUGUUGGCUUGCAUAAAUAUUACGUACUUAUUCUGGUUUUUUGAGCAGUUUGACAAUGAGAAGAAGAAAGUGAAGAAACUGGCAGAGUUAAAACGAUCAAUGGAAAUUCAGUUACGUCAAGAAAUGAAGAGAAACAGUGAAUUACAAAAAGAAUGCAAUGAAAUUAAGAAGCUUUUAAAAACAACUCAAAAGAAACUGAAAGAAUAUGAGAGUGGGGCGAACUCACCUCGAGCUGUCCUUCAAGGAGAAAUGAAGAGCAGAUAUUCAGACAUAGACACUGAAGUUGGAAAGCUAAAAACAAAGAUAGGAGAACUUUCUCACCAACUGGAGGUUGAGUUGAGUAGGUGUACUCAAUUAGAAUCUGCAAACCAUGAUCUACGAGAACAGUUGUCUUCUGUAAAGAUGCUCCAGAAGAAUAAUGAGGAACUGAAGAGAAGCAAACUGCAACUAGAAGAUGAAGUAGCUCAUCUCAAACGUGAUAUACAGAGUAAUAUGUUGGACUGUAACCAAAGAGAACAAUUCAAGAGAGAAGUUGAAGAGCGGGCAAGACAAGAACUCAAGCAAAAACUGGAAGAAGUCAAUUUGUUUUUGCAGACACAGGCAGCCUCACAAGAAACUUUGGAACAAAUAAGAGCUACUAAUAAUGCUUCCUUGAAAAAUCAACUGGAACAAAGAAUUCAUGAUGUAGAAUCUGAGUUGGGCAAACUAAAGAACAUUCAGCAAGACUAUAUCUUUCAUAGAGAGUCUACACAUACAGAACUGGAAAGAUACAAAGAUUUGUAUUUAGAAGAGCUGAAAAUGAGAAAAGCUUUGAGAAGCAAACUAGAUCGAGCUAAUGAGAAAUUAUCAGAAGCCAGUGCCAAGGUCCUUCAUGAACGUCAGAAACACCAGUCUUUACUUGCCAGCAGCUUUCUAAAUGGAAGCCUUUCGGCAAAUCCAAUAUUGGAAACAGUUCAGUUUGGAAAUCUUAGCAGUAAUCUUGCAUUAAAUAGAACUCUUAGCCUUGGAGGAGGAUUCAUGAAUCCAUCUGGAAAUACAUUAUCCUCAAGAAACAGAGUGGAGGCUUACUUGACAAAGAUGCGGAAGGAACUGGAAAAAAGUAUCACUAGGGAACUAGAUCAAGCCAAUGCUGAACUUGAUACUGCAUCUGUUAAAUUCGCCCCCGGAAGACCAAAUGAAGAUGAUCAAGUGUCAAAGGCAGCACAGGAGUACCUAGAUGUGCUAAAGAAAAAUUAUAUGAUAUAA